AGUUUUCGAUCUCAGAAUCGAUUUGUUUGUUGUUAUCUCCUCCGAUCGUGAAUGAUUAAAUGUAUAUAUGUAUGUUCAGUGAUCAUCUAUAAAGGUGAGUAGAAACCUAGAUUCACUGUGGCGGUUACAUAUUCUGGAUAUUCGUUAAGAUGAUCGGAGAUUUAUGUUUAGUAUAUGAACAAUGGAUAGUAUCAGUACUUUAGUGAUGGAACUUGUCUCAGAUGUAUAAGUGUGAGAACUAACCUAUAAUUAACUUUAUUAGAGUCAGAGAUAUAACUUUGAAUUAACUUAGGCCAGGCUGUAUUGGCUUUAGAUAAGGACGUUGACCUGAAAACCUAAUUUGUGGCCGUUGUUUGGUUAUGCUUUGUUGGAGCUAAUUUUAGCUUUUGAAGAUUUCUAAUUAUGUAAGAUUAAGACCAAAAGUUUUCAAAGGUUAUAUAGAGUCUGCUAAGAUAAUGUUGAAGAGUCUUGUUCAUCAUCCAUACAAAGAGAGCAGAGGUUGGUUGAACCCUUUUUUUCUUUUUUUUUUCUCAAAAAGGUUUAUAUAAAAUUAAAGACUUGUUCAUCAUCCAUACAAGAGAGGAGAGGUUAACGGUUAACGUUGUUUUUUCAUUGAAGGUUCUUUGCUUUCAUGCAAAUGAAAGGGUAACCAAAGGCGGUUUGGGAUUGGUUUAAGUUCAGUAUGAAUCCUUGAGAGAUAUUUGCUUGGCAAAGAUGUGAAUUACAAAACCUAUUGUUUCAGAGUUCCUGAAUCCGUGCAGGGAACUUGGUCUCUUUUUAAAGUACACGGAAGACGAUUUAAAGGUUUGAGUUUCCAGCUCUGGAGGAUUUAGAAAGAAGCUGUAUAGUUUGGUAUGUCAUUUGCUAGUGUAGCUCUAUGUCCAGCCUUGGAAGAAUUUGUCAACUUCCCACGGUUUGGUUUGAACUUAGACGACCCAAUCCUGAUAUUCCUUAACAUCGCCGAAUCUCUGAACCCGAUGCGGGUCAUGGAGUCAGAUUCUCUUGCGUCCGUGAAGCUGACGAUUCAGAGUAUCAAGGGAUUUUUUGUGAAGAAGCAGAAGCUGCUCUACGAUGGUCGAGAGCUAGCUCGAGAUUACGUUCUCGCGAACGAGAAGCUGUUGCGUUUGGUUAUUAAGCUUUCUGAUCUCCAAGCCAUGACCCUUGGUGGUAAGGCGAUUGAGCUCUUUCUUGAGAGGAGUAGAAGCGUUGGUUACGUGAAGCAGAAGUUAACCGAGCUCGGGAGUAGUGCAUUGUAUGAUGGACUCACGUUGGAUGGUGAAGAGCUAGAUGAUGACCAGAGGCUCGUCACUGAUCUCUGUAAAAACGGAGAGAAUGUGAUUCACUUGCUGAUUAAAAAUCCAUCUAAAGAUUUCUUUGUGGAGCCUCUUGCUGUAAACCGUGAGAUUGAACUGACUUCACUUCUCAAAGAGCUUAUCAGCUCAACUAUAGAGGGCUUAGAGAAAGGAAACGCCCCCAUGAAAUCAUCUGAUGGGUCGGGGGGAGCUUACUUCAUGCAAGAUCAAUCCGGACACAAGUACGUAUCCGUCUUCAAACCAAUAGACGAGGAGCCAAUGGCUGUGAACAAUCCACACGGACAACCUCUUUCAAUCGACGGGGAAGGACUUAAGAAAGGCACACAGGUCGGUGAAGGAGCUUUUAGAGAAGUAGCAGCGUACAUAUUGGACUAUCCCAUGACCGGACCACGAACUUUUUCUAGUGACCAACCCGGUUUCUCUGGAGUUCCACCAACAGCAAUGGUCAAAUGCUUGCAUAAAGACUUCAACCAUCCUAAUGGUUAUAGUUUCUCUCACGAGAACGCAAAGAUUGGUUCGUUGCAGAUGUUUGUGAGCAACGUUGGAACUUGUGAAGAUAUGGGAUACGGAGUCUUCCCUGUUGAGCAGGUUCACAAAAUAUCGGUUCUAGACAUUAGGCUUGCUAAUGCAGAUCGUCACGGUGGUAACAUUUUGGUUAGCCGAGAUGGAAAUGAUGGUCAGAUCGUGCUUACACCAAUCGACCAUGGUUAUUGCUUUCCAAACAAGUUUGAAGACUGCACAUUUGAGUGGCUAUACUGGCCUCAAGCAAAAGAGCCAUACUCUUCAGAGACACUUGAAUACAUUAAAACCUUGGACGCUGAGCAAGAUAUUGAGCUUCUUAGAUUCCACGGUUGGGAGAUUCCGUCUUCAUGCGCCCGUGUCUUCCGCAUCUCGACAAUGCUUCUCAAGAAAGGUGCUGCGAAGGGUCUCACACCUUUUGCCAUCGGAAGCAUAAUGUGCAGAGAAACACUCGAGAAAGAAUCUGUGAUCGAACGAAUCAUCUGUGAUGCUGAAGCCAUCGUGUCCCCAGAGACGACAGAAGAGGCGUUUAUCAGCACAGUCUCUACUAUUAUGGAUCGCUACCUCGACCAGUACUCUCUGAACUGAAAAAUAUCGUUAUUGCAUACUCAGGAUUUCGCUCACUACUCUUACGCAAGAUGUAUAUCCCUGUUCAUAAAAAAAGUAAUAAGUGUAUCAAUGCCUUUGAACUCAACCUUGGUUUUUGGAAACAGUACGUGGGUUGGGUUUAUAGAAUGGUCAUGUUUCUGUGUUUCUGGGUUCAAUAAGGUUCCUGUGUUACUCAUUUCAGCUAUGGAUGAUGAACAAGCUCAUUUUUAUAUAUACUAAAUUACUAAUA
Molecule: messenger RNA, 2670 nt
Organism: Raphanus sativus (radish)
Lineage: Eukaryota; Viridiplantae; Streptophyta; Magnoliopsida; Brassicales; Brassicaceae
Product: phosphatidylinositol 4-kinase gamma 3-like
Exons: 3
Coding region: 855-2420 (521 amino acids)
Molecular function (GO): protein binding
Source: RefSeq, a predicted model, not a curated record